Messenger RNA from Staurois parvus, 378 nucleotides. NCBI's taxonomy places the organism in Eukaryota, Metazoa, Chordata, Amphibia, Anura, Ranidae. The record is from the annotation of a GenBank genome assembly.
GCAUCGAGUCAACUGGCGGAACAGCGGGCACCGAGUCGUCUGGCAAGACUGCGGGGCACCGAAUCACCAGGCACGACAGUGGGCUCUGACUCAAUUGGCACGACAGCGGGCACCGGGUCAUCAGGUACCGGAUUGUCUGGCUCGACAGCGGGCAUCGGGUCACCAGGUAUGACAGCGGGCACUGGGUCACCAGGCAUCAGGUCAUUUGGCUCGCCAGCGGGCACCGCGUCAUCUGGCAAGGCAGUGGGCACCGAGUCACCAGGUACCGGAUCAUCUGGAUCAACAGCGGGCUUCGAGUCAACUGGCCUAAUAGGAUCGUCAGGCUGGAUCAGUUCAUCAUGCUGAGUAGCGGCAUCAGGCUGAAUGCAGGCAGGCAUC